AUGAUGGUGAUUGAUGGACCUUUGGUUGCUACUCUUGCUGCAGAUGUUAGAUGGAUUGUCUCUCGUGGAAAUGACAGAGAUUUCGAGCAUCAUACAAGAAGUGAACAUGAAAAGGAAUCUUUGUCCAGCGGACAGGACGAAGGAACGCCAAAUCCAAAGGAAGCAAAUAAGGAUAAGCCCAAGGUGGACCCUGCUUUAAAGUGUAAUUGUGAGUUUAGGCAGGGCAUCGACAUGAAGUCCUUUGUGAACAAGUAUCUUGAGGCUGGAGAAGUGCGAAGGAUCAUCUUUUGUCCUGACUAUUCAAGGGCUGUAGCUUUCCUAUAUGAAGGUGCAAUAAUCGUUGGAAGAAAAGUAGCUACACGGCGCAUCCGAAGAGAUCCAUCCAAGAGAUCAACUGAGAUUACAGCACAGAAUGAAAGCGAACCCGAAGAAGUGCUUACCGUGAUACAGUUAUUGUUGGAGCCAAGGCCACCCAUACGAGAGAACAAUGAUAGGCACUGA
Molecule: messenger RNA, 501 nt
Organism: Cylicocyclus nassatus
Lineage: Eukaryota; Metazoa; Nematoda; Chromadorea; Rhabditida; Strongylidae
Source: the annotation of a GenBank genome assembly